This is a messenger RNA of Episyrphus balteatus (marmalade hoverfly), 4273 nucleotides long. RefSeq lists its product as uncharacterized. Gene Ontology annotation, molecular function: nucleic acid binding. The transcript is spliced from 2 exons. The record is from RefSeq and is a predicted model, not a curated record. Lineage: Eukaryota; Metazoa; Arthropoda; Insecta; Diptera; Syrphidae. Gene Ontology annotation, biological process: DNA integration. The coding region runs from base 1 to 4266 and encodes 1421 amino acids.
AUGGCGACUGAUCCGAAGAUUCUGGAACUUCUCGAACUACAAAGCAAACUUUUGCAAUCAAUUAUCGAGGAAAAGGAUGAACGCCGAGGUCAGGAAUUCACAAUGGAUACAUUGGCAAACAACAUUCAAGAAUUUGUCUAUGAUCCUGCAAAUGGAUUGACUUUUGAAUCUUGGUACAACCGUUUCGAAGACGUUUUCAUUGUCGAUGGGGCGUCUCUUGAUGAUGCAGCAAAGGUUCGUCUUCUCAUGAGAAAAAUGAACUCAAUCGCUCAUGAGAAAUAUGCCAACUUGAUUUUACCAAAAAAAGUCAAGGAUAUAAGUUUUGAGGAGACAAUAAAAAAACUCAAAGGUAUGUUUGGUCGUAAAGGUACUCUAUUCAAUGUUCGUUUCAGCUGUCUUCAAACAAUCAAACGAAAGACAGACGAUUUGGUUACCUACGCAUCAUUGGUGAACAAAAAUUGCGAAGAAUUCAAAUUGAGUGACCUUUCCAUCGAUCAAUUCAAAUGUCUGUUAUUUGUGACUGGACUACAAGCCCCAGAAGAUUCGGAAAUACGAACAAGAUUAUUAGCGUCGCUUGAAGAUGAAGAAAAAGCAAAAACCAUCACACUCGACAAAUUAAUUUCUGAAGCUCAUCGAUACAUCAAUCUCAAAAAAGAUACUGCAAUGAUUGAACAUACACCACAGCCAUCUUCAAUUGUCAAUGCAGUUUCAUCAAGUCAAAAAUUCAAUCAACACGAGCGCAAUGGGUCAUUCCAACAAAGAUCUGAUACAACCAAGACACCAAGAACACCUUGUUGGCAAUGUGGAGCUAUGCACUUCUCUCGGGACUGUACAUAUUCACAACACAAAUGUUCUCAAUGCAAAAAGAUAGGACACAAAGAGGGUUACUGCUCCUGUUACAACAAAUCAAAUUCAUCAUCAAAUCAAGAAGAUAGCAAUGCAAUUCAAACAACUGUGAAUUGUAUUGAACAUUCAAGCAAGCGAAAAUUCAUCACAGUUCAGAUCAGUGACGUACAUAAUGCUAAACACAUUAAAGACACACCUAUUAAGCUUCAAAUAGACACAGCAUCCGACAUCAGCAUCAUAAGUCAAUCAGUGUGGAAUAAGUUAGGCAGACCAGGGUCACGUCUAAGUGAAAAAGCAAAAAGUGCAACCAGUCAUAACAUCAAACUAAUUGCUAAUUUCACCUGCAGCAUUCGUCUCCGUUCUGGAGAGGUAAGUCAGGGAAAGUUUUUCGUAACUGACAUAAACCUGAACUUAUUCGGGAUUGACUUAUGUCACAGUUUCAAUCUUUGGGAUAAACCUCUUAGCAAUGUAUGUUGUCAAAUCAGUCACACUCCACACAAUCGUGAUGCAGCCAUUGCAAGUAUUCGUCAAGAAUACAAGGGUUUAUUCAGCGAUGAACCAGCAUGCGUUAAGGUCGACGUUCAACUUCACCUCAAACCAGGAGCUAUUCCUGUAUUCAGAGCAAAGAGACCAGUGGCAUAUUCUGUAAUACCAUUAAUUGAAAAAGAACUGAAACGCCUGGAAGAUCUUGGUAUCAUAACCCCAGUAGACUUUUCCGAAUGGGCGGCACCAAUUGUAGCAGUAAGAAAACAGAAUGGUAACAUCAGAAUUUGUGGAGAUUAUUCUUCAGGCCUCAACGAUGCUCUAGAACCACAUCAGUAUCCACUUCCAAUUCCUGAUGACAUAUUCGCAACACUCAGCAACAAGAAUAUUUUCAGUCAUAUCGAUCUAACUGACGCUUAUUUCCAGAUACCAGUUUCUACUGAGUCACGAAAAUUUCUGACUAUCAACACUCACAAAGGUUUGUACAAUGUCAAUCGCUUAGCACCCGGAGUGAAGUCAGCACCAGGAGCGUUCCAGCAACUUAUGGAUACUCUACUGGCAGGGUUGAAAGGUGUUGCAGCUUACUUGGAUGAUAUAAUCAUAAGUGGCUCCUCCUGGGAAGAACAUCUCCAAAGUCUUCACGAGGUACUGAAGCGCCUUUUUGAUUAUGGAUUUCGAGUAAAAAUUCAAAAAUGUUCAUUUUUCGCAUCACAAAUCAAGUACCUUGGACAUAUAAUUGACAAGAAUGGAUUACAACCAGAUCAAGCGAAAAUCAAUAAAAUUCAGAACAUGCCAGCACCGCAGAAUUUAACGCAACUUCGAUCGUUCCUUGGAGCUGUCAACUACUAUGGUAAGUUUGUCAAGGAAAUGCGUCAAAUCCGUUCGCCUUUAGAUAAGCUUUUACAAGCCGAAGUAGAAUUCAAAUGGUCCAAGUCAUGCCAGCAAUCAUUUGACAAAUUCAAGGAAAUACUUUCAUCAGACUUACUUCUUACCCAUUACAACCCAGAGUUGCCAAUUAAAGUCGCAGCUGAUGCCUCAGGUGAAGGCAUAGGAGCAUUUAUUGCCCACAUUUUCCCAGAUGGAACAGAAAAAGUAGUAAUGCAUGCAGCAAGAGCUUUGACUCCAUCUGAAAAGAAGUACAGUCAAAUCGAAAAAGAAGCUCUAGGUCUCAUUUUUGCAGUGACCAAGUUCCAUAGAAUGAUUUAUGGACGCAGAUUUAGUUUGCAUACCGAUCAUAAACCUCUUUUGGCAAUUUUUGGAAGUAAGAAAGGUAUACCCGUUUAUACCGCAAAUAGACUACAGAGAUGGGCUCUAACACUGAUGAUGUACGAUUUUAAAAUUCUUUACGUAUCAACAAAAGAAUUUGGGUGUGUAGAUGUCCUAUCCCGUCUUAUCGAGUCCCAGUCAAAACCUGAUGAAGAAUAUGUAGUCGCAUGUACAGUUUUUGAAAACGAAAUAUCACAAAAUUUGAAUGAACAAUUACAAAACUUGCCAUUAACAUACAAAAUGAUUCAGAAAGCAACCUCAAAACAUAAAGUUCUCCAGACAGUCAUCAACUUCAUGAGAUCUAAAUGGCCAGACAAGAAAUCAAUUUCAGCACAGGUUAAACCAUAUUUCGACCGAAGAGAUGCACUUUCAGUAGUAGACGAUUGUCUACUUUUCAUUGACAGAAUUAUAAUCCCAUCAUGUUUCCAUAAACGUGUUUUGAAACAGCUUCAUCGUGGCCAUCCAGGAAUCGAAAGGAUGAAAUCAAUCGCCAGAAGUUACGUGUAUUGGCCCAACAUUGAUGAUGACAUUACAGGAUAUGUCCGACAAUGUCAAAGUUGUGCAACUGCUGCAAAAUCGCCGAUCAAGACAACUUUAUCAUCAUGGCCAAGACCCUUAGCACCAAUGGAACGCAUACACAUAGACAUAGCAGGUCCAUGCGAUGACAAAUACUAUUUUAUCAUAGUAGAUGCAUUCUCUAAAUGGCCUGAAAUUUUCCAAGUUCGAAGCAUUUCAUCAUCAACAAUCAUACAAAAGCUCAAUAAAAUGUUUUCCCAAUUUGGAGAUUGUCAACAAAUUGUGUCUGACAAUGGAACACAGUUUACGAGCUCAGAAUUUCAAAAGUUUCUUCAAUCAAGAGGUAUUCAGCAUACGCGUACAGCUCCAUACCAUCCACAAUCAAAUGGACAAGCAGAGCGUUUUGUUGAUACUUUAAAAAGAGCCUUGAAAAAGCUUCAUCACGAAGGGACGAGUGAAGAGAACCUGGAAACAUUUCUUCAAACAUAUAGAUCAACUCCAAACAAAGUUAUAAACAAUAAAUCACCGGCAGAACUGUUUCUUGGUAGGAAGAUAAAAACUGCUUUAGAUCUGAUGACGCAUAAACAUCAAGAUUAUUUAUCAACCGUACCAAACAAACAAAAUCAAUACUUCAAUUCCAAACAUGGCUGUAAGAAACGAGAGUAUAGUCCAGGCGAUCUUGUAUAUGCUAAGUUCUACAAAAGAAAUAAGAAUCAUUGGAUUCCUGGGACAAUCAUUGAAAGAAUAGGUAAUGUCAAUUAUAACGUAUUAACAGAAUUUCCAAAUCGUUCCAGACUGAUCCGUUCACACGCAAACCAGCUAAAAACUCGCUAUGCUCCUGAUUCUCCUGAUAACACCAAUUCUAUCAAAAAGAAGUUUUCAAACAACUUAAAUGACAUUCUUUAUGAAUUAAAUAUGAUACCAUCUGUGUCAAAUGACGUAAAUCCACCUUCCGUUGAAGAACUAGAAUCUAUACCAAUACCUAUUGAGCCUAAUGAAAUAAUAGAAGAAUCUUCACAACAACAAAAUCAACCAACUACAAGUUCCAGUCCAAUUGCUGAAUCUAGAGUUCCUAGAGUUCCAGAAAACGAAGUUAGACGAAGUGAAAGAGUCGUUCGUACUCCAGCCUGGUUUAAAGAUUUUAACAUAUUUUAAAUAAAAG